AUGCUACCUAUUAUUUGGUUCAGUGCUGCGUUCUGUUAUUAUGGUGUUGUCCUACUGAGUGCGGAAAUAUUUCGUUUCAGGCAUUCAUGUUUUGGAGAUUAUAUUCGCACUCCAGAUUACCAUGGUAACUGGAGCCACGGUGAUGUUCCACCCCUUUUAGAAGCUCCACCUCAACUAGACAACUCUUGUUGUAGGGAGCUAUCGCAUGAUGAUUAUAUAGCUAUGCUAGUUUCCUCCAUUGGAGAGUUUGUGAGCAUACCACUAAUGAUUCUCAUGGUAGAUUUUGUGGGAAGAAAAAUUACCAUGGCUACUUGGAACGGACUUAUUGCUGUUCUGUUUAUGCUACUUUAUAUAUGCAUGCCUAAGUUAGCUAUGACAGCUUUGUUAUUUGUAUUGCGCGCACUUACUGCCGGUUUAUUCAGUCUUUCAUACGUUUACACUACUGAGGUUUAUCCAACAACUGUUCGAGCAGUGGCUGUUGGUACCUUUAGUUCAAUUGCCAGGCUAGGUGCCAUGAUCACACCUUAUGUAGCUCAGGUAAUGAUGCCGGAAGUGUCACAGAUUGGAGCUUUAUCUUUAUAUGCUUGUAUAACCAUGUUAGUCUCACUCAUAUCAAUUUUCUUACCAAUAGAAACAAAAGGGCGUGAGCUACCGAGUUCUUCUGUCGCAGUUCCUUCGGAGGAAAUCCCGUCUCUCCAAACAUCUAAAUAA
Molecule: messenger RNA, 711 nt
Organism: Heterobilharzia americana
Lineage: Eukaryota; Metazoa; Platyhelminthes; Trematoda; Strigeidida; Schistosomatidae
Source: the annotation of a GenBank genome assembly